This is a messenger RNA of Amphimedon queenslandica, 2924 nucleotides long. RefSeq lists its product as uncharacterized. The transcript has 22 exons. Lineage: Eukaryota; Metazoa; Porifera; Demospongiae; Haplosclerida; Niphatidae. Gene Ontology annotation, molecular function: calcium ion binding. The record is from RefSeq and is a predicted model, not a curated record. Bases 81 to 2864 code for a protein of 927 amino acids.
GUAUAUACAACCAUAUCUAUGAUACAAUUACAACUCUCUUAAACGUUGCCUGGGGCUUGAAAAAAUUUUAAGGAAGAGAAAUGGCAGCAGCAUCAGUGAUAUACUCAGCUCCUGGUCUAUUGCCAGGUCCUGCUUCACCUCCUCCAGCCCUCACUGCAGUUGAGAACAAACUCAAGUACAUUAUACAGAACAGAGGGAUAAGAGUCUCUGAAUUCUUCCAGGACUAUGAUCCACUGAGGUCUGGCUACAUUACAAGUUCGCAGUUUCGACGCUGUUUGGAUCAGAAUCUUGCUCUUGUCCUUACCGAUGAAGAAUUUGAGGAACUGUUGAGCAAAUAUGAUGAUACAGGCAAAGGAAUGAUCAACUAUAUUGAUUUCAUUGAAUCAGUUCAAGCAUCAUUUGUCCCUGAUAAACUUGAUGGGAAGCCCAGGGAACAAAUAGAUCAAAUGCUCAAGACUCCAUCAACACUCACCAAAUCAACACUCUCUCCACUAAAUAAAGAGAGGACUGACCACCUCCUCCAGAGAUGUGCUGAAUUCUAUUUGUCUCGUGGGAUUGUAGUCAAAGCUUGCUAUGAGGAUUUUGACAGGCACAAUAUGGGCUAUGUCACCUUUAGUCAAUUUCAUCGUAGUUUCCCUGGGCCGGUUGAAGUGACUGACACAGAGAUAUCAAUGCUAGCCCAUCGCUAUUACGAUCCACUGGUCAAACUGUACAAUUACUAUCGUUUCAAUGAUGAUAUAAGGAGUAUAUGGGAAAGGGAAGGAGGCAGAGGAUCUGCAGGGAAACAACAAUCAUUACUAUCCCCUGUAAAGGAGGCAAGUAGCAUACAAGAUAUCAUCAAUCAAAUUAGGGAUACUGUUUACAAGUAUGGCAUCAGGACUACAGAGUUUUUCACUGAUUUCGACAAGCUUCGCAGCGGACUUGUCACAGAGAACCAGUUUGUGUGUGGCCUGUCUCUCCUACUGGCCAAGAGAGGUCACAUCACUAGAGAUGAGGUGGGGUACAUUGUGAGACGAUUCAGUACGCCUGAUGGACAUGUUAAUUACAGAGAAUUCUGUCAUCAAAUGGAAAACGCAUACAAUAAAUCUGAUUUCGAGAAGAAUCCAACUGAUACUGUAUACAGGCCACCUAGAGGGCAUUUACACAAGCCUCUUAAUGAUUUGUCUCCAGCCGAUGAAGAGAGACUCUUUGCUCUUCUCUCUCGAUUGAGAGAGCAAGUAAAGAAAAGGAGAUUAUUGCUGUAUCCUUAUUUUAGAGACUUUGAUAGAAAGAAAGGAUUCACUCGGGGUGUUACAAAAUCGCAAUUUGAAAGACUCUUUCAGUUCCUGUCACUCUCUAUAUCGCCUGAUGAAUCCAACUUGAUUGAGGCAAAAUUUGGCGAUCCUUUAAAUGGUGACAUUAACUAUUCAGCACUAAUACAAGGGAUUGAUGAAGAAUACACUGGACAGAUAGUAGACCUAGAUGAAGAGGACUUUUCAAGGUUAAGCAUUUGUCACUCUUCAUUGACUCGUCCUCAAUACGAGGAGCCAAUCAAUAUCGGUGAGCUGAUGGGCAGAAUACAAGAGCAUGUAUCAGCUCAUCGUAUCAGAGCCUGCGAGUACUUUCAGGACUUUGAUCCACUGAGGAGUGGGUUCAUCUCCACUACCAGAUUCAGACAAGGUCUUAGUGCUCUUGGAUUAGCUAACAUGCCAUCCAGACAUUUUAAUGGCUUGGCUGACUAUUACACUGUGAACAAGGAGAAUACAGGACCAGUCAUAGCUUGGAAAGAAUUUGUGAAAGAUGUUGAUGAUGUUUUUCUGCCAAUGCCACAGAAGAAAAAGAUCUAUACAUUACCAGCUACAGGCUCAGUUGAUUUCAUAUCAGAAGCUACUGAUGAUCAGAAGGCAUUGCUGCAAUCAGCACUGGAUAGGCUCAGAGAUCAAAUUAAUCAAAAGAGAAUAUUAGUCAAGCCUUGCUUCCAAGACUUUGAUAGACACAACUGUGGUCGAGUGACAAGGAAGAACUUCCAUCAGUGUCUUUCAUAUUUAGAACUUAAUAUCAGUGAGGAAGAGGGAGAAGUGCUUGAGAUGAGAUUCUGUGAUGCUAAAGGAUUCAACUAUUUAAAGUUACUCCAAGAGAUACAGCCACGGGAUGUAUUUGAGGAUAAUUAUGAUGAUAGAAUCACUACCAUUAGGACAGAUACUAAAAGACUAGAGGACAUGACAAAGAGUUUUAAUCCAGUCAGCAUCGCUCAAGUACUCUACAAGAUAAGAGCCAAGGUUGUGAGGGAGCGUAUAAGAGUCCUUGAAUUCCUAAGGGAUUACGACAAGCUACGAUCAGGUCGUAUUUUGGGAACUGUCUUCCAUAGAGCACUUGAUCUGUGUGGAUUUGAACUGAGCCCGAGUGAAAUACAUGCCCUAGAGAAUGAGUAUAGAUCAGUAAAGGAUAGCUCAUACGUUGAUUAUGUGUUGUUUUCUGAUGAUGUUGAGUCUGUGUUUACCAUCAAGGAGCUAGAAAAGAUGCCAACAUUAGAGGUUAUGCAGUUCAAGCCACCAGAAGAUGUUGAUUUGAAUCAGCUCUCACCGUCAGAUGAGGAAGCAGUCCAUAAAGCUCUGCACAAACUAGCAGAAUCUGUCAGGGUAAGACAUCUUCCACUUUUCCCUCCAUUUGAAGAUUAUGACAAAGUCCACAGAGGAAACGUGACCACUGGGCAAUUCAAGCGUGUCUUGGAUGAUUUGAGUCUGAUGCCUCACCUAAGCCAGUUUGAGUUGAACCUGAUAUGUCUCAAGUUUGGUGUCAUAAUCGGAGGAAGACAUGACAUCAAUUAUAAUGCUUUCUGUCUCCUUGUUGAAGACUAUGCUCAGACCAAGUGGAAUGAGCAAUAGAACAUCUCCUUGUGUUGUGUACAUGUACAUGUAAUGUAUUCUAUAGUUGACAAUAUUAUA